AAUUUGACUUUCAACGAUGGCUGCUUUCCCUGGGAAAAGUGGAAAUUUAAUAAAUUUAAAGAAUAUAAGUUUUUCUUUGAAUAAGCCAAGUGUAAAAUUAAAAUAAUUGUGCGGUUGUUGUAGUAGCAGUGAUCAUUAAAAAAAGAAGCCCUUAAAAUAAAACAAGUGCCGCCCAAGUGAUGUAAAUAAAAUACAAUGAACUAGUCUCUUAAAGAAAAUAACUGCGUUCAUAAAAAGAAAGUAUACCUAAUACAUAUGCAAAUAUGACUUCGAGACUCGAUCGAUUAUUUAUCCUGCUUGAGUCAGGUUCUUCCGCAGUAACGCGUAGAGCUGCAGCGAAACAAAUAGGCGAAGUUCAAAAACUUUAUCCACACGAAUUGCAUCAUCUUUUAAAUAGAUUGAUAACUUAUUUGCAUAGUAAUUCAUGGGACACGCGUAUAGCUGCAGCUCAAGCAGUUGAGGCGAUAUUAAAAAAUGUACCCGAUUGGACUCCAAUUGUUAUUAAAAAAGAACAAAACCAACAACAAAAACAAGAACAAAUAAAAUGUGAAAGCGAUGAGAAAAACAAUAUUGAAACCGCAAAUUUGUUAUCUUUUGCCGAGUUCAAUCUAUCACAUAUUCUUCAGAAAGGAGCACGUUUAAUCGGUUCCGAGGGAAGUGAAUUUGACGUUCACGAGGAAGGUGAUGCCACAAAGUCAGCAGAACGUUUAAGCAGACAAAGAGCGUUGCUAAAUGAAAAACUUGGAAUCACGCAAGCAACAAAACUCGGUGUUAAUCUCACAGAUAUGAUUACAGAUGAAGAUGUUAAGGAAGCAUCGAAUGAUUAUAAUAUAAAUGAAGAAAAGGUACCCGUUGAACAUAUCCUAAAUAUUAACACAAACUCUAGCCAUUCAGCUAGUACUUCAUCAAAUGGGCACACCCUAAGUUGCCGUGAAAUAAACCGCGCUAAAAGGAAAGCUCGACAAAAUGUUGCGAUAAAUGCAACCACCUCAUCCGCCAAUCUCAGUCGCAGUAACUCGUCCAGUAACGGCAGCAUACCCCCAGAUGAGCCUGAUAAGAAAAAGAUUAAAUCAGAAACAGUGGGUCGAGCUGCUACAGAGCUUUUCUAUAGCAUAAAUGCUCCAGUUCCUGACGCAACUGGUACAUGGGUUGAUGCUGUGUCCUGGCCUCUGGAGAACUUCUGUGGUCGCCUCUACCUGGAUCUAUUCAAUCCUAAGUGGGAAAUACGACAUGGUGCGGCAACAGCUUUAAGAAAAUUGAUAAACACUCACUCGGCGGGCGCUGGAAAAUCAAUGAAUGUGACUCAGGACGAGAUGGAGCACGGUCAUACUUUGUGGUUGGAAGACGCUGCUCUACGACUUCUGUGUGUACUUGCCCUUGACCGAUUUGGUGAUUUUGUAUCAGAUCAAGUUGUGGCGCCUGUAAGAGAAACUUGUGCUCAGGUCUUAGGUACCAUAGUUCGUGAUAUGCCAACAGAAAAGGUCCAUGAGACAGUUAGCGUUCUUCUGAAGUUAAUCAAACAAAAUGAUUGGGAAGUACGUCACGGUGGAUUGCUUGGCUUGAAGUAUAUUUUUGUAGCUCGUGAAGAUCUCCUGGAAAUAUUUCUUCCCCUGACCAUAUCUGACAUCUUGAUAGGAUUAUUCGAUUCUGUAGAUGAUGUUGGUGCAGUAGCUGCUUCCACUUUAAUUCCAGUUGCAUCAUGGCUUCCAAAAUUAUUAAAUCCAAGUCAAGUAUCGACGAUUGUUAAAAUGCUAUGGGACCUGCUGCUUGAUCAGGACGAAUUAACAUCAGCUUGCAAUAGUUUCAUGGGGUUAUUGGCAGCUAUUCUAUGUUUGCCAAAUGCUUCGACAUGGAUUCAAAUGGAACCCAUGUCUACUCUAGUCCCACGAUUGUGGCCGUUUCUCAGUCACAACACAAAUUCUGUUCGAAAAUCAACACUAACAACCCUCAAAACACUAACGCAGGGAACGAAAGGUGAAGAAGGAGUCGCCCCAGGCCAGAAAUUAGAAACAGAUGCCAAAGAUGAUAUAAGUUUUGAUUCUAAGAAUUUGAAAUUGAAUUUCGGAGUUAUUGAUUGGCAGCCACCAUUGUUACAAGAAGCACUUCGACAUAUCUAUCAAAGAAUUCUAGUAGAACCUCAAUGGGAUAUUCAAGAGCUAGCCAAGGAAGUUUGGAUGAAUCUUAUAGAUUAUGCGAAUUUGACAGCAUUACUUCAUGCUGCUUGUCCUUAUGUCUCUCCUUGGAUUUGUCUGGCAAUGCAACCAGCGCGUUUACCAUUCGACACCAAUAUUCUCAUUCAAGCUGCCCACACCCAAGUCAGUGAACGACGGCGCAUACGGGAUGAUUUAGGUGGAGGUUCUAAUCUUCAACAAAAAUUGUUUCUAGGUGGUAAUGAAGCCACACCUAUUGAAGUGAGAGAGAAAAAUUUUGUUCGUGCUCGUAUAAAUGCGGCGAGGGUUCUAGGUGCCCUAUCACACUUUCUCGUACAACCAGCACCUGGAGUUGAAUAUAAUUCGGUUACAGAAAGUCCAAUGGACUGUUAUACCAAAGUUUUACAUGGCCAUUUGCAAUCUCGAUCAGCUGUACAACGCACAGUUUGUGGAUUGAUUAUCGCCUUUUGGGCACAAUCCGAUUCAACUGUGAGGCCUGACUGUCCAAAGCUGCAGGAAAAACUUCGUUACUGUGUAAUGGAAUACGUUUACUACGAUGAAGUAGCUUUGUCCUUAACAAGACUUUUACAAGAGGCACAUGAUUUUAUUGCCACUUUAAAGCAAUAUAAAAUUCCAAUAAAUGAUUUUAACAAUGCCAAAAUUCUUACGCUUGAACAAAUAGAUGCCUUAAGCACAAAAAUGACUGAAAAUCUGAAAUUGAAACAUAAUCUUAAACCAAAAUUAGGAGAUAUGCUUGAAGAAAGACGUAAAGGAUUGCAAAAUUCUUAUCAACAAACAAAUACGGAACGUAAUGUUCUUGAUAUCAGUACGCAGGCUGCACUUGCUGGUGCAAUUGUUUGUAUGCGUUGUCUGCCAGAGAAGCUGAAUCCAAUUGUUAAACCAUUAAUGGAAUCAAUCAAACGUGAAGAACGUGAAUUGUUACAGCAGUUGUCAGCGGAAUUUUUAGUUUAUUUAAUGGAUCAAAUAAGUAAUAGGAAUCCUAGUCCGAAUAAUAAAAUAGUCACUAACUUGUGUACAUUACUAAAAAGUGAUACAGAAUUUACUCCUCCAAUAUUGACUCCAGAUCUUCCACUUGAAAUGUCUCCUCAAACAAAUGGAACGGAUUCAAAAGAUCAUUACUACGGAAUACUCACGCUAUCAAUACAACAGAAAAUUGGUGGGAGUAACAACAAUAACACUAACGCAUCUAGAGGUCCGGGUAGACCUCCAACUAUAGUUGAACUUCCGGCUGAGAAUGGAAAUCCCACUAUCGAUAGCAACGAAGCAAAACAAUGUCGUAUACAACGUAUUGGGUCAACAUACACGGUUGAGUUUAUUUGUAAAUAUUUCGGAGUCAAUUUGAAUACAAAAGUUCCGGUUAUCUGGCAAAUCAUGUUUGGUAAAAUUGAUAGUUUUCUUCUGGCCAAUCCUACAAUGGAUUUGUUAAAGGAUAAAUUGGUAGAUCCAAUAGCCACAAAUGAUCUAAUGACUGCGUUGCAGUUAAUUGAAAUAGCAGCUCCUUGCAUUGAUGUUAGCUUAAAUGAAGAACUUUUUCAAUUGCUUCCAAAAUUGGGAGUGUUAAUAACGCAUCCAUUAAAAGCCGUGCGACACAUGGUAGCACGUUGUAUUGCAACUAUUGGAAAUAUCGAUAUCUGUAAAACUAUGAAUUUCGUUGUUGAUCAUUUGAUGGGUCUUCUAAAGAAAAUUGAGAAUGUCAUAUGUCGACAAGGUGCCAUCGAGACUAUUGAGAGAAUGGUUGAGAAGUUGCAAAUAAAAAUGGUUCCUUAUGUUGUACUUCUAGUCGUUCCAUUACUUGGUUGCAUGAGCGAUCCAGAUGAGUCAGUCCGUUUAUUAUCAACACAUUGCUUUGCUACGCUAAUUCAACUAAUGCCUCUGGAUAGUAAAUUAAGUAAAACAGAAAUAGCUUCAAAGGAACUUCAAGCCCGAAAAACUCGAGAUCGGGAAUUUUUGGAUUAUUUAUUUGCGCCAAAAACCAUUCCAGAUUUUAAGGUUCCUGUACCAAUAACUGUAGAGUUGCGAUCUUAUCAGCAAGCCGGUGUUAACUGGCUUUGGUUUCUUAACAAAUAUAAUUUACAUGGAAUUCUAUGCGAUGACAUGGGCCUGGGCAAAACACUUCAGGCGAUAUGUAUUUUGGCAGGAGAUCACCAUCAGCGGAUAGCAGAAAAAUGCACCGAAUUGCCGAGCCUUGUUAUCUGUCCACCAACUUUGACCGGCCAUUGGGUAUAUGAAGUUGAGAAAUUUCUAAAAUCAUCCUUCCUAAGACCAUUGCACUACGUCGGCUUGCCCGGAGGACGUGAAAAGCUAAGACCGAAAAUCGGCAAAUGUAAUUUAGUGGUUGCCUCAUAUGACACCGUCCGAAAAGACAUUGAAUAUUUUAGUACGGUCCAUUGGAAUUAUUGUAUUCUCGAUGAAGGGCACAUCAUUAAAAAUGGCAAAACCAAAAGCUCGAAAGCCAUCAAGCAAUUAAAAGCCAAUCAUCGUUUGAUUCUCUCAGGGACUCCAAUUCAAAAUAACGUCCUAGAGCUGUGGUCAUUGUUUGAUUUCCUCAUGCCUGGGUUCUUAGGAACAGAAAAACAAUUCAUUGCUCGUUUUAGUCGUCCAAUUUUAUCUAGUCGUGAUUCAAAGAGUUCCCCCAAAGAACAGGAGGCCGGGGUACUUGCUAUGGAAUCUUUGCAUCGUCAGAUAUUGCCAUUUUUAUUGCGAAGAGUCAAAGAGGAUGUGUUAACCGAUCUUCCACCAAAAAUAACCCAAGACUUGUUGUGCGAAUUGAGUCCUCUGCAGGAACGUCUCUACGAGGACUUUAGUCGAACACAUUUGAAUUCAGAACUAAAAGACUGUUUGGCAAAUCUCGGCGAAAGUGAAAAUCUAAAUAAGAAAACGCAUAUAUUCUAUGCAUUGCGUUAUUUGCAAAAUGUCUGCAACCAUCCGAAACUUGUCCUGCUCCCUAGUCAUCCAGAAUAUUCUAAGAUAACGCAAGAACUAAGCCAGUAUAAUAGUUGCUUGAACGAUAUUGAGCAUUCAGCAAAGCUGCCUGCUUUAAAACAACUUCUAUUAGACUGUGGGAUUGGAGUUGAAACGGAAAGUGUAAACCAACAUCGUGCUCUGAUAUUCUGUCAACUUAAAGCGAUGUUGAAUAUUGUGGAGAACGAUCUGCUGAAGAAACAUUUACCUUCUGUUUCGUAUUUAAGAUUGGACGGAAGUGUACCAGCAUCAUGCAGACAAGAAAUUGUGAAUAAUUUCAAUAGCGAUCCUAGUAUCGAUGUUUUGUUAUUAACGACUCAGGUUGGAGGAUUGGGCUUGAAUUUAACAGGAGCCGAUACAGUUAUCUUUGUCGAACAUGAUUGGAAUCCCAUGAAAGAUUUGCAGGCAAUGGAUCGUGCACAUCGUAUUGGUCAAAAGAAAGUUGUUAACGUUUAUCGCUUGAUUACCCGAAAAUCUCUCGAAGAAAAAAUUAUGGGAUUACAAAAAUUCAAAAUUUUAACAGCAAAUACAGUAGUUAGUGCUGAAAAUGCCUCCAUGGAUACAAUGGCCACAGAACAGUUAUUUGAUCUCUUCAAUUUAAGUGACAACAAGCUAAAAGGUGGCACUGGCGAUGCAACUAAUGCAUCUACGAGUAAUUCAAGUGGACAAAUGUCUGUGGCAAGUGUUAUUGAAAAUCUUCCAGAACUGUGGUCCGAAAAUCAAUAUGACGAGGAAUAUGAUAUAACCCAGUUUGUGCAGGGAUUAAAAAAGUAACAUAUCUUCAAUCAUGCCGCCUCCACAAAACCGAAUGGGGAGAUAUUUUCAUACCCAGUAUAGAAUAUAAAGCUUUCAAAAUGAGUUUUGAAGAAGUGUUGCUUUUUUUAAAGUAGGUAUCUCUUCCCCAGUUUCAGUUGCUCCGACUACACUUUAAACUACGAUAGAUUUAAUAAUUUAUUCUCAUUUCAUCUGUAUACACUUUUUUUCUAUUUUUAAAGAACGAAUAAAAGUGAAUUUAUGAAAAUUAA
This is a messenger RNA of Eupeodes corollae, 6157 nucleotides long. It is a transcript of the gene Hel89B, whose product is annotated as TATA-binding protein-associated factor 172. The coding region runs from base 264 to 5906 and encodes 1880 amino acids. Lineage: Eukaryota; Metazoa; Arthropoda; Insecta; Diptera; Syrphidae. Gene Ontology annotation, molecular function: ATP hydrolysis activity; ATP binding; TBP-class protein binding. The transcript is spliced from 16 exons. The record is from RefSeq and is a predicted model, not a curated record.